Molecule: messenger RNA, 548 nt
Organism: Clunio marinus
Lineage: Eukaryota; Metazoa; Arthropoda; Insecta; Diptera; Chironomidae
Source: the annotation of a GenBank genome assembly
UGCUAUUAUAAAGAAAUUCAGCAUGACAUCGAGGCGGGAAAGUUUUCUUAAGAGAAAAAGAAAAUUUAUUCGUCUCAUUGAUAUCUGUUUCUGACGGAAUUGAAGCUCAACCUGUCUUAGAAUGAAACUGCCGAAUUCCCACGGAAUUAUUGAUUUGUUUUUGUUUCAGAAGUCGGAACAAGAGAAAUAAAACAUUCCAAAAUGAAUGGAAUCAGAAUUAAGGGAAAAAAAUAUUUGGAUGUCAAUUGAUAAGACUUACAUUGUACUUGUUACAAAUGUAAAAAAACAUAUUGUGUAAAUCAAAUUGAGUCAAUACGUUCCUUCACUCCUUGGCAUGUCAAGAUGAAAUGGAUUUAGCUGUAAAAUGAAAUAUCGUCACAAUUGUUUAUCAUGAUGAUUCGUGAUAUAAAAGAAAUGAAAUCGGAUUUCGAGUUAACUCCCACAUUUUAUUAUUUACGAUUUGAGUUCAACAUGACUAGGAAUUGUUUACGCUUCUUUUUAAAAUGCUUUCUCUACUUUUAUAGCUAAAUUUGGUUCACAAAAAUAAA